Closterium sp. Yama58-4 is the source of this 1569-nucleotide messenger RNA. The record is from the annotation of a GenBank genome assembly. Lineage: Eukaryota; Viridiplantae; Streptophyta; Zygnematophyceae; Desmidiales; Closteriaceae.
AUGGUUGUUGUUUGUCGCCCCAGUCUGUUGGCUCGCGCUGACCAGGGCGGGAGGGAAGGAAACAGCCUCUGGGACAAAAAGACAACACAAACUCCACGACUGUUUUCCACGGAUGGUUGCUGCGACCAACCACUGGCUCCCGCUGGGGGGGGCUGGCUGGUGGGCUGCGUGCGUUGUUCCGCACAAGAGGCAGUUGCCGUUCUGCGAGACAUGGGGAGUAUGAGCGAUGUGAAGAAGGGAUACGUGGACACAGAGGCGGGACAGAUCCACUACCGCAGAUGCGGCCACGGCCCGCCGUCCAUCCUGCUGCUGCACUCUGCCGCCCAGUCGUCCGCCAUGUUCACAUCCGCGUUAAAGAGAAUGGGGGCGGCCGGCCUGCACGCCAUAGCUCUGGAUCUGCCCAACAGCGGAGAGUCGUGCCGUGCUGCGUCAACAUGUGCUGAUCCCACGCAAGCAGCUCAGCUUCCCAGCGGCGAGCUGACCAUGGUUGACGUGGCGAACCUUGUGCUCCAGGCUGCUCAUGCGCUUCGAUUCGCUCCGCCAUUCGACAUUGUGAGUGCCGAUGACAUGGUGGGGCACGAGGCGGGCGCCACAGUGGCCAUCCACAUAGCAGCGGAGCUGCCUCACAUCGUUCGCCGCCUCGUGCUGUGGGGCGUGCCCAUGCUCGGCUUCAUGGAGCGCGGCGACGCCCUCCGCGAGGAAACCCCCGACGGCCAAUACGACUCCGACCUCCCCGCCGCUGUCAGCACAUUUCUCCACCGCCGCUUCCCCGACGGCGGUGUGCCGUGGCAGCUGAAGGUGCGCACGCUCAUCGACAUGCUGCAGACGUAUGAGCGGCGGCCAUGGCUGUCAAGAGCCAUGGCUGUGGUGGAUCAUGCAGAGCUGCUGAAGCGCGUCCACACGCCCGUGCUCUGCAUGGCCGGGGAGAGCGAGCCACUGCACAAGGCGACGAGAAAAGCCGCCCUGUUGUGUAAGAACGGGGAGUAUGUGGACAUGGGGGCGGCGGGGCGGGACGUGGUGGAUGAGUUACCGGACGACUACACCAGCGUCCUGCUUCAGUUUCUCUUCGGGGAACCUGCUCCGGCCGGGCCUACUGAACGAGCCAGCUGUUCCGUGCCAGCUGGUGACGUGGCAGGGGCGGGCGGGGAUCGGCAUAUGUCUGACUCGGCAAUGAAGGAUGCGGGCGGGCGGCCUCUGCAGAAGCACUUGUCUCACAGCGACGCACAGAUGGGGAGGGGACCGGGCGGGUUGCAACACACACAUGCCCAUGGCCAUGGCCGUGCACAUGCCCAUGCGCAAGAGCAUGCACACGCACAUGCACGGGGAGAGGCAGAGCAGCGGGAGGGAGGAGGGGAGAUUAGGGAAGCAGGGCAGCAGGGGCGCAGCCAUGGGACGAGCAGCAGCAGCAUGGCGUCCUCGCCUGUGAUUGGCAGCAUGGCCUCGUCCCCCGUGACGGUCGUCUCCCCCAGCAGCCGGUCAUCCAACGACAGUGAGGAGCGGCGCACAUCAGGGGAGAAGCGCACCAAGGACCGCAUCAAGUCGUUCUUCCGCGGGAAGAGCACCGUUUGA